This is a messenger RNA of Bactrocera dorsalis (oriental fruit fly), 1111 nucleotides long. RefSeq lists its product as uncharacterized. The record is from RefSeq and is a predicted model, not a curated record. NCBI's taxonomy places the organism in Eukaryota, Metazoa, Arthropoda, Insecta, Diptera, Tephritidae. Bases 425 to 988 code for a protein of 187 amino acids. The transcript has 4 exons.
GUAAAUCUGCGCUAGAAUAAACUUAUCUACAAACAUUUGAGUAAACUUACUUACAAAUGUGAGAAAUAAGUUUAAUUAUAAGUUUACUUAUCUUAUAUUUGUAACUUCAAAAUAAAUGCGUUGAAAAAACGUUUACUUACAAACAUAAAUGUAAACUUAUGAUGCAACAUUGCAAAUCAGUUUACAUGUAAACACAAAAAGUAAACCAACCGUUUACCAUUUCCCGUUAGUUUUUUCGCCGACUCUCUGACGACUGUUUUUCCUUUUUUGAGUGAUCGCAGUUCAUAAUUAUUGAAUUUGUGAGAUGUAAAGACGUGCGAUUUAAAUAAAACAGUGGAAAAGUUAAUAACUAAAAAUAAUUAAUUGAAAAAUUACUUACAUAUAUGUAUUAUUUAGAAGUGUUAUAAAUAAAAUAAAAUAAAAAAUGUCCGCCAAUAAAUCAUACACAUACAACUCCCAAGAACCAAUAGCCCAAAUAAAUACCGAUGGAGUGCAUUUGCAAUUUGAAACAUCCAUCAACCAAAACGGAAAUAACCACAUCAUAGUCGAAGAAGCAGGAACAAUUAAUAGCUAUACACUGGAUCGCACAUUUUUAGAAGCAAUUCAAAGCACCAUUGAUGCAGCUGUAUCCAAAUCUAUGGGAAGAAUCGUAGAGGAGGUAAGAAGCUUGCGGCAAGAUAUCGCAGAGUUGAGGAAUAGCAGAGACAAUGUUCCAUUAAAAAAGAUUAUGCCAGCGGAACCUUUAAACACAGUGGAGCAAUUUAUGGAAUUGGAGAGUUUACUCCAGAAGGAUGAAGAAUAUGCUAAAUUUAAAUCGGAACUUAUGCAAAAUAUUAAAUACACAGGAGCGAAAUUCGUCAGAACAGCUUGGCGCUCAUUGGUAUCCGAUGAAUGUGCUCAACAUUUUGCUUGGAGUGGAACGUCAGACAAAAAAACCUGUCCGCGUCUUAAAAGUAUCUAUGGCUAUCCGAGAUGUCUUCUUACAUGAAGUGAAGGGCAAUGACACUGAAUAUAUAAGUGGCACCAAGACGAUUUUUCAGUUUGCCAAAAAUAGACAAAAACGAAAGCACCAAAAUGCAGCAAAUUAAUUAUUUUACCUAACUAUUUUUCU